GAGACUGCAACUCAGUCCAUUGUUGGACCAACACCACCGCCUUCGUCAUUUUCGUUGGUCACCACGGCAAGGCCUUGGACGAAUGCCGCUGACAAUGAGGAGGAACCGUCCAUGGACCUUUUUAAGUCCAUCUUCGCGUCUGAUGAGGAACUCGAUGCCUCUGAUGUCGAGGAGUCGGUACCGGAGCCAGAGCAGCCAUCGUCGUCACCCCACCCAGAAACACGGCAGGAAGUGCAGUCUCUUGUUUUAGACUCCGAGCCGAGAGAUAUGGAGGACAACCUGUGCGACCUUCCUGGAGAAUCUGUUCCCGCGGAUGAACCAGAGCCCUCGGUGGACUCCUCUGUUCACCAGAUUUUUAAGCACCUCUUUAAUCCGCGACUUGACUCGGGGCCUUUGGAGUCAACGGUCAUAAAGGGCUCCUAA
This is a messenger RNA of Dibothriocephalus latus, 423 nucleotides long. The record is from the annotation of a GenBank genome assembly. NCBI's taxonomy places the organism in Eukaryota, Metazoa, Platyhelminthes, Cestoda, Diphyllobothriidea, Diphyllobothriidae.